UCCCUUUCUAUCUGGGAACAUUGGCGGGAAUGGAGUAAUGGAGUAGAACUGAGCGCCACGGCGUGUGACAUACGGGCGUAGAAGUGCGUAACAGCGAACGAAUGCGUGUAUACGCGUGAUUUUUGUGAAAAGUGAGCAACUUUUGUCAUUCAUCGCGCGAGUCGAAGCUCGUGAUACCGAUGGCAAUAUUUGUCCCUUAAGAAUCAGCGUACGUACGAGGCACGCGGUGCCGUAUACGCGCGUAUACAACUUUGCCGCCGAGCUUGACGCUAAUGAAAUCGCGUUCCAGGUGGUUUCCAGGUUCCAGCAUAAAUUUCACGCGCGACAAAACUCACGUCCUCGCGUAAUCCGUAAACUCGGACGACGUUCCAUCGAUCGCGAUGUCAACCGCGAGACGAGCGUCCUAAUUUAUCAAGAUUUUUCAUAACCGUUGAUGCACGAGCCGACAGCUGGUCACGCGAUUCAUCACUUGUCUCGCAUUUUUUUUUUUUGUUUUUGUGUCUACCGAGUGACAAUCGCUGACAGCAAAUCAUGCCACCUACUGUGCCAGAGGGUGAACCAGAUUCCAACAAUAGAAGAAUGUCUCGUAGCAGGAAAUUUGUUGAUAUAGAAGAAUCAAUUGAAGCAAGUGGUUCGACCACUAAUGCAACUCCAUCUGUAUUGGAUUUAUUUGUUAAACAAUCAGCGAAAAGAAAAAAACUAAACACUGAAACAAGCCAUGAGGCAAAAUUGUCUGAUCAACAACAGGAAGCAAAUGUAGAAACGAAUAAAAAUGAUACAGUAGAAUUUAAUAAGGAAAAUCACAACCCACAAAUAAACCAAGAUCAAGAAGAAAAUGCAGAGAAGAGAAUAAAAAUGGAAAACCAUGAAGAAAUAUCUCCAUUAAAAUUUCAAGUUAAGAAAACACUUCCUGUAAUUGAACGAUGUGACUAUUGUAAACAAAAAUUAGAUGACGAAACAAAAUUGUAUCAGGGACAUCCAAAUGGUGCAAUGGAAGAACAGAUAGCUUUAACAGAUCCUAAAUUGUGUUUAUUUACAGGAGAUGAAUCUUUUAUACAUGAAAGUGAUGAAAGACCGCAAAAUAAAUUAACUUAUUUUAGUGUUUAUGAUAAGAAUGGGCAUCUAUGUGCCUUUGACACUGGACUCAUAGAGAAAAAUGUAAUGCUGUAUUUUUCUGGAUACAUGAAAGCUAUUUACGAAGAAGAUCCUUCUCCUGAAGGAGGUGUACCAACAAAAGAUAUGGGGCCAAUAAAUGAAUGGUAUAUUUCUGGAUUUGAUGGAGGAGAAUUAGCAUUGAUAGGUUUUAAUACUGCAUUUGCCGAAUAUAUUUUAAUGGAGCCGUCUGAAGCAUAUGCACCGUUCAUGGAUGCUGUUAAAGAAAAAAUAUAUAUGAGCAAAUUAGUCAUAGAAUUUUUACUGGAUGAACUUAGUCCAACCUAUGAAGACUUGUUAAAUAAACUUCAAACUGUGGUACCUCCUAAAGGUAUGACAAAAUUCACAGAAGAUACAUUAUUGCGUCAUGCACAAUUUGUUUGUGAUCAAGUUUCAUCAUUUGAUGAUUCUGCCAAUACUGAUGAUAGUCUUCUUAUUACAACUCCUUGUAUGCGAGCUCUUGCAAAUCUCGCUGGCGUCACAUUGGGUAAGAGAGGAGCAAUUCGUCGGACGAGGCGUGAUCAAAAAGUUAAAAAGCCUGCUUGGACAAAGGCUACAACAACAAAAUUAGUUAGCAAUAUGUUUGAAAACAUUUUCACUGAUCAACUUGCUAAGCAUGAUGAUAAACUGCCGGCAGGACCUAAAAGGCAUCGAUGUGGUGUUUGUGAAAACUGUCAACAACCUGACUGUGGUAUUUGUAUUUCUUGUAAAGAUAUGACGAAAUUUGGAGGCACUGGACGAAGUAAGCAAGCGUGUAUCAAGAGAAGAUGUCCAAAUAUGGCAAUUCAAGAAGCAGAUGAUUCUGAUCCAGAAAAUGAAGAGCAAGAUGAAGAUCUAGUAGAUGAUCAAAAAGUAGAAAAGAAACCGAAGAAAGAUUUUAAAGAACUCAAAAAAGAUAUAGUAUGGGAAGAAGAAGAUAAAAUUGUUGAUGGACAAAAAACAUAUUAUAAAUCAGUCAUAGUUGGAAAUGAAAGGAUUCAAGUAAAUGAUUAUGUCUUGGUAGAGCCAAGAAAUCCAGCAAUUCCUUUACAUAUUUAUAAAAUUAUGUUUAUGUGGGAUAAGAACGGAGUAAAAAAGUUUCAUGCAAAUUGGUUACGUAGAGGUACUGAUACCAUACUUGGUGAAACUUCAGAUCCUAUAGAAUUAUUUCUAAGUGAUGAUUGUGAUGAUGUACCAUUUACAUCUGUUAGAUCGAAAGCAACCGUUGUCCACAAAAAAAUGUCUGACAAUUGGGCUGAAUUAGGUAAUAUGGAUAUAGAUGAUGAAAUAAAAGAUAUAGAUGGUAAAACAUUCUUCUAUCAAAUGAGAUAUACUCCUGAAACUGCUCGAUUUGAAACUCCAUUACCGGAUCCGGAAUGCCCGCGGAAAGAAAACAAUCAUCGAUUUUGUCCCGCUUGUGCUCGACUAAGGGCAUUAGAAAAGUACAAUACACCUAAGAUAUUUGAACGUUUAGAAGAAAAGAGCAGUAAGGAAGUGAUUUAUGGAGUAAUAAAAUAUAAAGAUGAGGAAUAUAGAGUUGGCAGUGCAGUGUUUUUAUACCCAAGUGCUUUAAAAUUUAAGUAUAAACAGGUGUUUCAAGAAGCUGAAAAACCAAAGAAAGAAGCUGUAAAUGAAGAUAUGUAUCCAGAGUUUUAUAGGAAAAUUCAAUCGGAAAAAGCAAAAUUCUCAAAUAUUGAUACACCUGAACCUUUCCACAUUGGUUAUAUAAACGAAAUUUAUGCUAGAACAACUGAUUUAAUAGUAUCGCCUUCAGACAUUUAUAUUAAAAUAAACAAAAUGUACAGACCAGAAAAUACUCAUCGAGAUGUAACAUUAAUGGAACAAGCAGAUCUUAACAUGGUUUAUUGGAGUGACGAGAUUUGCAGUAUAAAAUUCUCCGAAGUUGCUGGUAAAUGUUAUCUAGCAUAUUCUGAAAAUCUGAGUGAAUCUGUUGAAGAAUGGUCUAUGGGUGGUCCAAACAGAUUUUAUUUUACUGAAGCAUAUAAUGCUAAAGAAAAAACCUUUGAUGAGCCACCCUAUAAUAUCAUUAAUAUAGGUAAACCUGGAAAAGGGAAAGGGAAAGGCAAAUCAAAAGCAAAGAAGGUAGAAGAGACUGAAAAUAAACCAGUUAUUGACAAACCUGUAGAUUAUCUUGUUAUGACAAGAAAAUUAAGAACAUUAGAUCUUUUUGCUGGUUGUGGAGGAUUAUCGGAAGGAUUACAUCAAGCCGGGAUAGCCGAAAAUUUAUGGGCAAUUGAUAAAGAAGAACCAGCAGCAUAUGCAUAUCGCUUAAAUAAUCCAAAGACUACAGUGUUCUCAGAGGAUUGCAACACGCUGUUGCGAAAAGUGAUGAAUGGCGAUUCCACAGAUGAUAAUGGUCAAAAACUUCCCCUGAAAGGAGAAGUUGAAAUUUUAUGUGGUGGCCCACCCUGUCAGGGUUUCAGUGGCAUGAAUCGCUUUAAUUCGCGGCAAUACUCACUAUUUAAAAGUUCUCUCGUCGUUUCGUGUUUAUCCUAUUGUGACUAUUAUCGACCGAAAUUUUUUAUAAUGGAAAAUGUGCGACAUUUUGUGUUCUACAAAAAAUAUAUGGUGCUAAAAUUGACCUUAAGGUGCCUUGUUCGUAUGGGUUAUCAAUGUACAUUUGGUAUUCUUCAAGCUGGUAAUUAUGGGAUACCACAAACAAGAAGAAGAAUGAUAAUUUUAGCUGCUGCACCUGGAGAAAUACUUCCAAAAUAUCCGGAACCAAUGCAUGUGUUCAAUAAACGAUGUUGCUCAGUAAAUGUUGUGGUGGAUAAUAAAAGGUAUUUCUCUAAUUGUGUUUGGACGGAUUCUGCUCCGUUUAGAACUAUCACUGUGAAGGAUGCCAUGUGUGAUUUACCAGAUAUUAAAAAUGGUUGGAACAAAGAGGAGAUGUCUUAUGGUAGUGAACCAUUAACACAUUUCCAGAGAAAGAUGAGAGGAAAGCAAUAUACGCCGAUACUGCGAGAUCAUAUAUGUAAAGAAAUGGCUCCACUUGUGGAGGCACGAAUGUCUCAUAUUCCAACUGCAACUGGUUCGGAUUGGCGUGAUUUACCGAAUAUCGCAGUUCGAUUAAGUGAUGGUACCUUUUCCAAAAAAUUGGAAUACACACAUCAUGAUAAAAGAGCUGGAAAAAGUUCAACAGGCGCAUUGCGUGGAGUAUGUAGUUGCAGUAUUGGUAAACUAUGUGAUCCUACUGAUAGGCAAUUUAAUACUUUAAUUCCAUGGUGUUUACCGCACACCGGGAAUCGACAUAAUCAUUGGUCAGGUUUAUAUGGAAGACUCGAAUGGGAUGGAUUUUUCAGUACAACUAUUACUAAUCCAGAACCGAUGGGUAAACAGGGUCGUGUUUUGCAUCCAGCGCAAAAUCGAGUUGUGAGUAUCAGAGAGUGUGCGAGAUCCCAAGGAUUCCCAGAUUCAUUUCGUUUCUAUGGUACGCUGCUCGAUAAGCAUCGACAGGUUGGUAAUGCGGUACCACCGCCACUAGGAGUUGCAAUUGGACACGAGAUAAGAAAGUGCAUACGUGACACAACGAUUUUGUCGAGCCCGAAAUUUGAAUUUACAAAAAGCUGUGCAAAUACAGCCACGACGAAGAACAAAAGUCUCGAUGAAAAUGACAAAAUUGGCCCAAACUGUACAUCUGACAGUCAUAUACCAGCUAUUACUGAUAAUGGGGCGAGUACUAGUUCUAAUAGAGGAAAAAUGCUAAUCGACAAAGACGAUAUUCGUCAUAGUAGAUGAAGAAAAUAAUUCUCGGCUUGAAAGCGCUUGGAUAUUAUGGUUCCACCUGUACCUCUUAAAAUAGUGCUCAGUAUUAAGUAACUCCGAUUAUGUAUUCUAUAUGAUUUAAUACGUAUUAAUAAAAAUAAAAUAUUGUUCUAUACUGUAGAUUCCCCUCUUUCUUAAAUCUUUGAGACUGAGCUCUAUUUUGCUCUAUUCUAAGAUCUUUUAUUCUAAUUAUGUGUAUGCAAGAAUGAAAAUGUUAUACGAUUUUUCACUCAUUUUCCUAUUCUUAUUAUUAAACAUAUUCACAUACUCAUGUGACAAAUGUGUAGUGAACAAAUAAUCUAAGAAAAUAAUUCUAAUUUAUAGAAAAAAAUUGCAUACAUACACAUACAUAAGCUGUUUCAGAGAAUAAAGGGAAUCUAUAGUUUAUUUUUCAUUGCAGAUAUAUGCAAAAUUGUUGAAAUAGAUUUACAAAUGGGAUGUAUUGUAACUAGAUGAACUUAUUCUCAUUAAAAAUAAUACGAGUUUGAUAUUGUAUACAAA
Messenger RNA from Nylanderia fulva, 5418 nucleotides. RefSeq names its product DNA methyltransferase 1a (gene Dnmt1a). Gene Ontology annotation, cellular component: nucleus. Gene Ontology annotation, biological process: negative regulation of gene expression via chromosomal CpG island methylation; DNA methylation-dependent constitutive heterochromatin formation. Lineage: Eukaryota; Metazoa; Arthropoda; Insecta; Hymenoptera; Formicidae. The record is from RefSeq and is a predicted model, not a curated record. Gene Ontology annotation, molecular function: chromatin binding; DNA (cytosine-5-)-methyltransferase activity; zinc ion binding.